AACAUUCAUUUCUAAACACAUUUUCAGUCUUCCAUUUACUCAUAACUCGAACUACCCCAGCCAGUACUAUUACCCUUUUAUAUCAUUUGCUGCAGUCGUAGUACGUAACAUCCCAUAAAUCCCGCAUCUUCCUUCUUCAUUUCAUUUUAUUCUCGAUGGAAGCUCUCAAAGUUCCCUCCCCUGUGUUACCAACUUUACUUGUCACAAACCAAAUGUCCAAACACAUUUUCAGUCUUCCACUUACUCAUAGACAACCACGAAUAACCCGGUUUUCAAAUUCAAAAUUCAAGAAGUUUAAUGCAGUUUCACCAUCGGUUUCAACAGAACCGGCAUUCUUACUUGAAGAAGAGGAAGAAGAAAUCGAAAGCGUUGAUAAAGAUGAGAAAUUUGACUGGCUUUCUCAGUGGUAUGCAGUAAUGCCAGUGUGUGAUCUUGACAAAAGAGCACCACAUGGGAAGAAAGUAAUGGGUCUUGAUGUGGUGGUUUGGUGGGAUCAGAAUGAGGAUUCUUGGAAAGUUUUUGAUGAUCGAUGUCCACAUAGAUUAGCUCCGCUUUCAGAAGGAAGGAUUGAUCAAUGGGGCAGGUUGCAAUGUGUGUAUCAUGGUUGGUGCUUUGGUGGCUCUGGUGAUUGCAAAUUAAUCCCUCAAGCGGCUCUUGAUGGUCCUCCGGUUCAUACCUUUCAGAAAGCGUGUGUAGCUGUUUAUCCAAGCACUGUGCAAAACGGAAUUGUUUGGUUCUGGCCGAAUACUGAUCCUAAACAUAAAGAUAUCCUUACACUGAAAAAACCGCCAUACAUCCCUGAACUCGAUGAUCCUUCAUUUACUUAUCAAGUGUUUGCUAGAGAUCUAGCAUAUGGGCACGAAAUCUUGUUUGAAAAUCUCUUGGAUCCUGCUCACAUUCCAUAUGCGCAUUACGGGAUACUGGGGGCGCCACAGCCCAGUGUUAAGCUUGAUCAGGAAGGAGGUAGACCUAUUGAUAUAAAUGUAGACAAAAUACACACAAACGGCUUUACAUCAAACCAUCGAAACGGAAAAUGGCACUUUGUGCCUCCUUGUCUGCUUUAUGGUAGUGUGACCACAUUUGGAGUAAAUCCAGUUAACGUGGCAAAAUCAGCCAACAAAAAGGACCAUUUAGCACAAAACCCGCCUAGCCAGCCACUAUUGGUCUUUAUUGCUGUUCCAGUCAGCCCGGGUAAUAGCAGAUUGAUAAUUGUUUCUCCUAGACAUUGGGAUGCUUGGAUAGAUCGAAUUUCUUUCAGAUGGAUGUACCAUAUUGCACAGAAUUUGGUUAUGGAUUCGGAUUUGUAUAUUCUUCACGUUGGGGAAAAGAAAGUAAUGCAGGCGGGUCUUUCUAACUGGAGAAAUGUCUGUUUCGUGCCAACCAAAUCAGAUGCUUGUGUGGUUGCAUAUAGGAAGUGGCUAAACAAAUAUGCAGGCGGCCAAGUUGAUUGGGGGGAAAAUUUUGAUUUAUCUUAUCUUCCGCCCACCCCUCCUAGAGAACAGCUUAUGGACAGGUACUGGACUCAUGUAGUGAACUGCAGCAGCUGUAGUGCAGCAUAUAAAGGACUUAAAGCACUCAAGGUGUCUCUUCAGGUGUUUCCUUUUGCUGCAGUGGCUAUUGCGGCUGCAAUUAAGGAAGGAAUGAUUACAAAUGUUGCAAGAACGACACUUGUCGUUGUUGCAGUGUUCUGUUUUGUCGGAUCUAAAUGGUUGUCUCAUUAUAUCUACGAGAAGUUCCAUUACCAUGACUAUAAUCACGCAGCCCGUUGAGACUUGUUGGUUCUCUUUUUAUAGUUACUAACUACUUGAACGGUUGAACCUCCCUUUUGAAGAUUUGGUUUGGUCUUAAUUUUUUUUUAUCUAUUUAGUUAUUCAUAUUAGAUGGAGGUUUGCUCAAUGAAGCACUUGUAUUUUUAGAUAAUUUUACAUAUCUCCGUAUAUGUAAUUGUUACCGACUAUUUGUUACGAUCACUAUGAUUAGAUUACUCAGAUGUUUUGGAUUCUUUGAA
Molecule: messenger RNA, 2008 nt
Organism: Erigeron canadensis
Lineage: Eukaryota; Viridiplantae; Streptophyta; Magnoliopsida; Asterales; Asteraceae
Product: protochlorophyllide-dependent translocon component 52, chloroplastic-like
Exons: 7
Coding region: 156-1769 (537 amino acids)
Molecular function (GO): 2 iron, 2 sulfur cluster binding; chlorophyllide a oxygenase activity
Source: RefSeq, a predicted model, not a curated record